Messenger RNA from Branchiostoma floridae (Florida lancelet), 592 nucleotides. Its product is annotated as 40S ribosomal protein S18. The transcript has 3 exons. The coding region runs from base 81 to 539 and encodes 152 amino acids. Gene Ontology annotation, biological process: translation. The record is from RefSeq and is a predicted model, not a curated record. Gene Ontology annotation, cellular component: ribosome; small ribosomal subunit; cytosol. NCBI's taxonomy places the organism in Eukaryota, Metazoa, Chordata, Leptocardii, Amphioxiformes, Branchiostomatidae. Gene Ontology annotation, molecular function: structural constituent of ribosome; RNA binding.
GCGCGAUGGAUUUGGCCCUUUCCGCCAUUUUGUUCGUGGCACGGUGAGUUCUUCCUCAGGAAGAAGCAAAGAAAAUCACCAUGAGUUUGGUCAUACCCGAGAAAUUCCAGCACAUUUUGCGUGUGAUGAACACCAACAUCGACGGGCGUCGGAAAAUCAUGUUUGCUUUGACAUCGAUCAAGGGUGUUGGGCGCAGGUAUUCCAACAUUGUUUGCAAGAAGGCAGACAUCGACCUGUCAAAGCGUGCUGGUGAGCUGAGUGACGAGGAAGUGGAGCGUCUCAUCACCAUCAUGCAGAACCCUCGCCAGUACAAGAUACCCGACUGGUUCCUCAACAGGCAAAAGGAUGUCAAGGAUGGCAAGUACAGUCAGGUGAUGGCCAAUUCACUGGACAACAAGCUGCGUGAGGAUCUGGAGCGUCUGAAGAAGAUCCGUGCCCAUCGCGGCCUGCGCCACUACUGGGGCCUGCGUGUGCGUGGUCAGCACACCAAGACGACCGGCCGAAGGGGUCGCACCGUGGGUGUGUCCAAGAAGAAGUAGAAUGUUGUUCAACCCAUGAGGAGCAGCAAAUAAAUGUGUUAAAAGAUGGAGAA